CGUAGCAGUACCCAUGAUUCAGUGGGGCACCUUGUCAGCCAUGUUUGCAUGGUUUCUUAGAUUUUAGUCACUGACAAGAGACAAUAUUAAAGGCUUCCUGGCCGAAAAUUGUAACCAGGAGGGACACACGAUGUGCGGAAGCAUUAAGGAGAAUAACGGAUAAUUCAAAUGAACAGGUUUGAUCACCGCUGAGACGCUUAUGAACGAAGAAAGCAAUGGUAUUUUGUAGAGGAAGUGGUCUAUCUUUUCAAGGUGUCAAGUCUCUCGAUAGGAAUGAUGCCUUCGUUGAUCUAAAGUAAGGAAAGUUGGAUUAUUGCAGUAAAGUAUUGCAUUAUUUGGAACUGUCAGUGACGACUUUGGGAGAUGAAGUGCCUCCCUAGACAGGUGUAGACAUCGUGCCCGGGGAUUACGCAGGUCUACACGAUCUCGUGCGAAGACCAGCGAUGUCUGCGGAAGAGAGGUUGAAAGCAUUGGAACAGCUGUACCUGCAAGGCGCUUCAGCUAGUGAUGGCUACACUGUCAGCGUCGAGACCCUUCUCGACGUGCUUGUCACCCUCUACGAUGAGUGCACAAAUUCUACUCUGCGUAAAGAGAAAAAUAUAUCAGAUUUUGUUGAGUUUGCAAAACCAAUAGUCAGCAAAAUCAAGACAUGUCGACUCCACCGAGACGACUUCGAAACCCUGAAGAUCAUCGGGAGGGGUGCUUUUGGAGAGGUGGCAGUGGUGAAGGAGAAACAGACAGAGCAGGUUUAUGCAAUGAAGAUCCUCAACAAGUGGGAGAUGCUGAAGAGAGCGGAGACUGCUUGUUUCAAGGAGGAAAGGGAUGUGUUGGUGUAUGGAGAUCGGAGAUGGAUAACAAACCUACACUACGCCUUCCAGGAUGAGCAUUAUCUGUAUCUUGUUAUGGAUUACUAUUGUGGUGGAGAUCUGCUCACGCUGCUCAGCAAGUUCGAGGACCGCCUGCCAGAAGACAUGUCCAAGUUCUACAUUGCUGAGAUGGUCCUUGCUAUAGACUCUCUUCAUAAACUUCGUUAUGUACAUAGAGACAUCAAACCCGACAAUGUGCUUCUUGAUAGAAGUGGUCAUAUAGUGCUAGCUGAUUUUGGGUCAUGUCUCAAACUGAUGGCUGACGGAACGGUGCAGUCCUCAGUAGCUGUGGGAACACCAGAUUACAUCUCACCUGAAAUCCUAAGAGCUAUGGAGGACGGUCAUGGUAAAUACGGCCCCGAGUGUGACUGGUGGUCUCUCGGUGUGUGUAUGUACGAGAUGUUGUAUGGUGAGACACCGUUCUAUGCUGAAUCCCUGGUGGAAACAUACGGCAAGAUUAUGAACCAUCAAACAAGGUUUGAGUUCCCGACAGAUGUAGACGACGUGUCUCAAGAAGCCAAGGAUCUCAUCAGGCAGCUCAUCUGUGGUGCUGACAAGAGAUUCGGCAAAGGAGGACUUGAUGACUUCAGAAAUCAUAACUGGUUCAGUGGCAUUGACUGGAACAACAUUAGAGACAUGGAGGCCCCUUACAAGCCUGAAGUCUCGAGUCCUACUGACACUUCCAACUUUGAUGUAGACGACACAGAUUUUCGACAUACAGACACAGUCCCACCAGCCACAUACACUGCAUUUAAAGGACACCACCUGCCUUUUAUUGGUUUCUCAUUUACACGCAAUUCUAAACUGUCUGAUGUGGCCUGUCUGUUUGAUCCUGAGGGGAAGAAUGGAGACACUGUGGACGGAUCUUUAGUGGAAACCUAUGAGAGAAAGAUCAGGAACCUAGAAAAAGAAAACAAAGACUUAAUGAUGAAAAUUCAUGAAACAACUGCAACAAUAAAUGAGUUGCGGACAACACAAGACAUCAAUGGUGUAGCAGCAGCAGCAGCUUCAGGGUCUGACGAUGAAGUGCGGCAGCUGAAGGAAGAGGUGGCGGUUUUACACAGGGUUGUAGCAGAAUCCCAAGGCGAGGUCAGCCUUUUGGAACAAGAUCUGAAGAAAAUGUUUGAUUCAAAGCAAGAACUUGAUCGGAAAUUAAAAUUACUGGAUGAAGAAAAAGCUGCAUUUGAAAAGGAAUUGCAAGACUGGCGAGACAAGUACAAGACCCAAGGGAGAGAACUCAAGGAUGCCUUGUCAAAACAGAAACUAGCCAUGGAACAGUACACCAGUACCAACGAUUCAUUGUUGAAGGCACAGUCGAAGGUGAAGGAGUUGACGCGGGAGGCACGGAACAAGGAGGAGGAAACAGAAGAUUACAAGUCCAAGCUGGAUGGUAUCCGACUGGAGAAGAGGAGGCUGGAGAAACUCAUCAGUGAGGCUCAGAACCAGAUCGAUGAGGCUAAGUCUGAAGCUGGCAAGGAAAAACGGUUGAAGGAAAGAGCAGAGCAGUACGUUUCAGAUUUGGAACAAGAGCUGGAAAAAAUCAAGCGCAGACAGAUGGGUCGGUCCAGCAGCUCCACAAACCUAGAACUAACACAGGAGAUCACAAGGUUGAAAGCUGAAGUAGAAAGAAAGGAUGUUGAACGGGAAGAAGAACUGGCAAGAGCUUCCUCUAAAUAUUCUACGGAACUAAGUGACAUAAAGUACCAUUUGAAGGAAUCGGAAGCUAAGCGGAGUGAGCUCCAGCAUGAUAUGACUAGCCUGAAGUCCAAGGUGUCACCGCAACUAGUGGACGACUUGAAGGAACAGCUCCAUAAGUCCAAGCAGCGGGCCGAGAUGCAUGAACAGAGGAGUAAGGCUUUCAGCAAUGAGGUGGAGAGACUGAAGGAUGAGGUGCACUCGUAUCAAAAUCGUAUUGACAAUCACAUCCGGGAACGUUCUCAGCUGGAGGAGGAGAUUCGGGACAUCUAUGACAAGCGGGAGUCCGUUGCGCAGUGGGAGGCACAGAUCUCGGAGAUCAUCAAGUGGGUGAGUGAUGAGAAGGAUGCUCGUGGCUAUCUCCAAGCAUUGGCCACUAAGAUGACAGAAGAACUGGAGAACUUGAAGGUGAUGGGCGUGUCCGGUGAUGACCCGUCCCGAGGCCAGCGAUGGAGGAACCGAAGGUCACAACGACUGGACAAGAUGGAGCUUCUCAACCUCCAGUCCAGCCUCCAGAGUGAGAUCCAGGCCAAGACAAUGAUCAGUGAACAACUGACUCGCAUCAAGGAGGAGAAUGUGUCCAAUGAGAACAAGAUCCACGAGAAGGACAGUGUGAUUGCAGAGCUGAAGCGGGAGAAUGAAGAGCUCAGGGAGCAAGUUCAGAGGCACCAGGAGUAUCAACCGAAAGCAUGGGAUGACAGUAGAGAACCUGGAUUAUUUAAGUAUUUCAACGACAGAUUCACCUUUAACAUGGAUCAGAUUUCAAUAGACAGUGAACAAGGUGAUGACAGCGAGGACACAGCAUCACGGACAGACUCGCGGACAGAUUCCCGGUCGGACCUGCAGGCAGGAGACACCCCGGACUCAUCCCUCACCCGUGAUGCUGUGCCGUUCUCACAACCAUAUGAGCCAGUGUUUCAGAAGCCCUACUCCAACAACACCAGCCCCGCCCAGGGCAAGCCCCUGCCACACCCUAAAGCUCACAAGUUUAUUGUCAAGUCUUUCAGUACCCCUUACAAGUGCAAUCAUUGCACCUCCUUGUUGGUUGGCCUGCAGCGCCAGGGCAUUACAUGCGAGGUGUGUGGCUAUUCAUGCCAUGUCCACUGUAUGAAGAAAGCACCAGAUGUGUGUCCUGUUCCCUCGGACCUCAUGACGAAACGCCCAGCGGGAGUGAAUGUUGAGAGAGGUCUUGGCACAGCCUUUGAAGGUUUCGUAAGAGUACCCCGUCUUGGUGGGAUUAAGAAAGGGUGGCAACGCCAGUACAUGGUGGUCUGUGAUUUCAAGUUGUUCUUCUAUGACAUGCUAUCUGACAAGAACAUCCCCAACGAGGUGGUGCAGGAAGUGCUAGACAUGAGAGAUGAGAGGUUCUCGGCUUCUUCUGUCAAUCCCAGUGAUGUCAUUCAUGCCAACAAAAAAGAUAUACCACAAAUAUUUAGGGUUACAACAACGGAGUUGAACUCACCGUUUACAGAGCACAUAGUGUUACUACUGGCAGAGGAUGAACGUGAGAAGGAGAGGUGGCUCACUGUCAUCACACAACUACAUGGCAUUCUCAAAAACAACGAUAAACUGCCAAGAACAGCGGUUUAUCAAGCACAAGAAGUAUGUGAUAAUUCCUUGUCCCUUGUAAAAAACACUCUGUCUUCAACAAUCUUGGAUUCCUCCAGGAUAGUCCUAGGAACAGAAGAGGGAUUGUAUAUUUUAGAUCUGAAAAGAGACCAUUUGACACGAGUGGGCGAUCGGGGUGACAAGAAAAUUUUCCAAUUGGAGAUUGUACCUCAAGAACAUUCUGUCAUCUAUAUCGGUGGCCGACAGAAGCAUAUAAAGAUCCUCCAUGUGUCAGCUCUGGAGGGCAAAGACUGUGAUUCUGUUAAAAUUAACGAAACAAAGGGCUGCCAAACAUUUUGUACAGGACUUAUUCGGCAGGGUACAGUGACCUGCUUGUGUGUAGCUAUUAAGCGGACUAUUCAGGUGUACGAAGUGAACAAAACACGGGUGAGAUACAGGAAACUGAAAGACAUUCAAGUGCCAGGCCAUGUGGAGUUUGUAGAUAUGAUGAGUGAGAGACUGUGUGUGGGAUACCCGUCAACAUUUGCAAUAUACACUGUUCAAGGAGAUGGAGCACCCAUGACACUAGUUAACACUGAAGACCACAGUUUGGAGUUUCUGGUGCGCAAUCCAGUCAAGUCAUUAAUGGCCAUUGAGCUCCCCUCAAAAGAAUACCUUCUUGUCUUCAACAUUCUGGGAGUGUACGUGGACAGCACAGGUGCCAGGAGUCGAGCUCAGGAGCUGUUGUGGCCUGCCCAGCCUGAUGCCGUCAGUUACUCAGAGCCGUACCUUGCCUGCUACACAGAGAAUUCAGUCUUUAUCUACGAUGUUCACUCCUCGGAUUGGGUACAAACUGUCAAUGUCAAAAAGUGCAAGCCUCUGUGCAGGGAUGGAUCACUCUGUAUUUUCAGUGGUGUAGAUUCUCAACACAUAUUUUACCUCAAAGACAUCUAUGCAGAGGAAGACCGCCUUUUGGUUGCGGAGUUAGCCAAGAUGAAGAGUGGUGGCAGGAACAAGCGCCGCUUCUCCUUCAAGAGCCGCGAGGAAGACCACCGAAGCAGUAAAGGGUCAGAAAGACGCAAUCGUGAUAUCUCUGGGCCAAUAACGUUCAGCCAUGUGGCCCACAUGGGGCCGGACCAAGUAUUGGUCCCUCCUCCACCUCCACCACAAGGUGGAGACCGCCGAUCUCGAAUUAUCUCAUCCCCCAUCAACUUCAGCCACAUAGCUCACAUGGGCCCCGACCAGGGCAUGCAGGUCCUCAUUGACCUACCCAAGUCUGGAGGGAGUCAGAGCAAUGUUGGCAGCAGCAGUGGAGAGUCGGAGAUGCAGAGGGUGAAGAGCAUGUUCCAGCCACAACUCACGUCUAUACAUGAAGCACAGAUGAGAGGGGCCAGGCCGGUCAGCUCACACUUCAAUGGAAGUGCUGGUAGUCGGAGUGAGGGUGGUCGACCAGGUGGGGUCAGGACAAUGCCAGGGGCCCCUCAGGACCCAAACAGUCUGGAGAAAGAUGUAUUUGAGAUGGUUAGGACAUCUCAAGGAUCAGUGAAUACUAGCGGAAGUUGCUGGUCACUACCCACAUACAACAACUCCAAGAGUUAGCAGGGACAGUACAGACCAGCCCGGUUGGCGACACUCCAUCGCAUCCAACAACAGUAGCAAUCCAAGUAGUGACACCGGCUCCAAUAGACAGAGUUUUAUAGACGAACGGGACCAUGGGACAGACACGUCCGAAUCCGAGCAUGCUUCCACCAACUUAUAGCCUGUCGAUGUCGGCCCAGUCUGUCAUAUCUCACCCAACUGUGAUGUUUCCUGGCAGUGCCUCACUUCCUGUCUAUCUGUGACGUUGUCCCCCACCGCAUGGAGCACGAUGAUCAGACAGCGGAGUGCUGGCGUUGACCGAACUACAAGGCAUGUUUCAUGAGCCCCCAUCAGACCAUGUCUCAAACUUUCCUGGCACAUGACGGCCACCACGAGGUGUGCACUGCUGAGCCACUGAAGAGCCACUGAACAAACAGAUGUACAUAGUAAUGAAAACUAGUAAUUUAACACGUGCUAGAUCUUCUAGUGAACAAAGCCUCAGCCCAGAUGUAAUACUGUGGCAGGCUUUAGCAUAUGCUGACAACUACUACCUUAUACUAAGCUUAUUAACAGCUGGCCAUCCCACAGCUACUACAGUAGGUCAUGUAUGCGAGGUGUAUGUUUGUAUGUGUGACCUGGUAUGUGGUUCUGUAGUCAGCCUGUAGGCAGGCCUUGUAUGCCAUUUGUAUAUUGGGUUACGCAUAAGGUUACCUUAACUAUGCAUGUUGCACCAUAGUGUAGGUGCAUCACAAUAAUGAAUCGGGGGCUGGGAUGGGGGUCGGGAAGGGAACUGGG
Haliotis rufescens (red abalone) is the source of this 6482-nucleotide messenger RNA. RefSeq names its product serine/threonine-protein kinase MRCK alpha-like. The record is from RefSeq and is a predicted model, not a curated record. Bases 444 to 5708 code for a protein of 1754 amino acids. Gene Ontology annotation, molecular function: protein serine/threonine kinase activity; ATP binding; protein binding. Gene Ontology annotation, cellular component: cytoplasm; cytoskeleton. Gene Ontology annotation, biological process: actomyosin structure organization; peptidyl-threonine phosphorylation. NCBI's taxonomy places the organism in Eukaryota, Metazoa, Mollusca, Gastropoda, Lepetellida, Haliotidae. The transcript is spliced from 42 exons.